GCCCUCUCCCUGCUCCUGCCCAUAAUUCCUCAGCAGCAGCUCUGCCAGGCCUCAGGCCCCUGAGCGGCUCAGAUGCCUCAGGGCUGCUUCUGCUCCAAGUGAGCAUCUGGAGAGAGCAGACUCGAGAGUGAGGUGACCAGGACUGAGGGUGAGGGCAUACAGGUGGGCACAGAGAUGCCAUGGAGAAAGGACUCAUUGCGGAAGCAGCUUUGAAGCUGGGCUUUGUAUGAUGGAAAGAAGUUCACCGCAGGGAGUUUGCAUGACCAACUGCCCCACGCUCAUUGUCAUGGUGGGCCUGCCUGCCAGGGGCAAGACCUACAUAUCUAAGAAGCUGACUCGAUACCUCAACUGGAUUGGUGUACCCACUCGGGAAUUCAACGUUGGCCAGUAUCGCCGGGACAUGGUCAAGACGUACAGAUCAUUUGAGUUUUUCCUCCCAGACAACGAAGAGGGCCUGAAAAUAAGGAAACAGUGUGCCCUGGCAGCCCUCUGUGAUGUCCGGCGGUUCCUUAGUGAGGAAGGGGGACAUGUGGCGGUUUUUGAUGCAACGAAUACCACCCGAGAACGGAGAGCGACCAUCUUUAAUUUUGGGGAACAGAACGGCUACAAGACCUUUUUUGUCGAGUCCAUCUGUGUGGAUCCUGAGGUAAUAGCUGCCAACAUCGUGCAAGUGAAACUGGGCAGCCCUGACUAUGUGAACCGAGACAGUGACGAGGCCACGGAGGAUUUCAUGAGGCGCAUCGAGUGCUAUGAGAACUCAUAUGAGUCGCUAGAUGAGGACCUGGACAGGGAUCUGUCCUAUAUCAAGAUCAUGGAUGUGGGCCAGAGCUACGUGGUGAACCGUGUGGCUGACCACAUCCAGAGCCGCAUUGUAUAUUACCUCAUGAACAUCCACGUGACCCCCCGCUCCAUCUACCUCUGCCGGCAUGGGGAGAGUGAGCUCAACCUCAAAGGCCGGAUCGGCGGGGACCCAGGACUAUCCCCCCGGGGCAGGGAGUUUGCCAAGAGUCUGGCCAAGUUCAUCAGUGACCAGAACAUCAAGGAACUGAAGGUCUGGACAAGCCAGAUGAAGAGGACAAUCCAGACGGCUGAGGCACUGGGUGUGCCCUACGAGCAGUGGAAGGUCCUCAACGAGAUCGAUGCGAAUGUAUGGAUGUGGAUUCUGAUUAGUGACAUAUUUAAAAGAGCUCGCCAGGGUGUGUGUGAGGAAAUGACCUACGAGGAAAUUCAGGAUCAUUAUCCACUGGAGUUCGCCCUGCGGGACCAGGACAAGUACCGGUACCGGUACCCCAAGGGAGAGUCCUACGAGGACCUGGUCCAGCGACUGGAGCCUGUCAUCAUGGAGCUGGAGAGGCAAGAGAAUGUGCUAGUCGUCUGCCACCAGGCAGUGAUGCGCUGUCUCCUGGCCUACUUCCUGGACAAGACGGCAGAACAGCUGCCCUACCUCAAGUGCCCGCUGCACACCGUCCUGAAGCUGACCCCUGUGGCUUAUGAAUGUAGACAUCUCAAGACCUCCGGAGGAAGCCCUUGUCACAGUCCCUGCUCACCAGUGACCGUGGCAUCCACCGCAACCCCCGGUCUGUGUGACAGUCACCAUGCAGGAACCUUCUUGAAGCCAUGUGUGGCUGGUGGUGCCCAGAGCCCUGCCCCAGCCCACCUCUUUGUUGACCGUGACAAGGUUGUACGUGGUUCCUGACCUGCUGCUAAGAAUCACUCGGCCAGACUGCAUGUGCACAGGCUGCUGGGAGCUCGCCCGGCACCACGUCCUUCUGUUGCAGCUCUUAGGUGUUCUCGCUCACCAGGUCGGCUGGCUUUGUGAAGUGUGAAACCCUAAAAUGUGAAACAGAAAGUGCUUGCUGUGAUGUUCCCACUGGGGACCUGCUGCCUGGGGUGGAUCUGGCGACCCCCUGCGGGACCUCUACUGUCUUCUCUGUGCCCACUUCAUGAGCCAGAGGCCAGGUCUUCAUGAGACCCUGAGCUUCUUCUGCCCCUGGUGAGAGGGACAGCCUUUCCCCAGCCUUCCCCAACAGGGACAAAGAACGCCAGCCAAGGCAGACGCCUCCUGGGCAGCCACUGGCCAGGCCGAGUGCCCAUGUGACUGUAUCUGUGGGCACUUGCAAAAGCAGCGUGCGUGCUUCAGCACAUCCUGAUGCACAAACAUGUGGAGAGGGGGGUUUGUGGUCACCCCUCCCCAACUGUGCAAGCACUGGAAAACCUGGGGGAGCUGGUGGCUAGGGCCUGCCUUCCGGGCUGCUCUCACGUGAAACCACCUAAAGACAGGGCAGCUGUGCGAGUGACCUUCCUGGUGCACACACCGAAGUGCUCAAGGGGGAGGCUGCCAUCCCCUCGCCGCUCCCUGGCUGUGCACGCUGGCCUCUGGGGAGGAGGUGGCCUCUCGCCUGCUGCUGCCUGUGUCCAUGCAGGAGUGUACACUGGUGGCAGAGACGUGCAUUUGCCAUAAAUGAUUCAGAUAAACUUGUUGUGAUCCUGUAACACCUGUUCUCUGUUGUUGACCUCUACCUGUGGGCCUGAGGAAGGGAGAAGGCAACCUGGAGGCAGCCCCAGGGCCAGGGAGGAUCUUCCCAGCCACAUCACAGCUUUGGUUCAUGUGCAUGUGAAGCUGGUGAAAAUGGCCUCAUGAAGUCAGGCAUCUGUCAUGCCCCUGAGUUCUGGGGCAGUCUAGGGAGUGGGUUCUGGCUACAUUUUAUAGCUGGCAAACAGACUGGCCAGCAAGUAGUGGGGCUGGGUCAGAGAGUCUGGACUUCUAGUUUGGUGCCCUGUUACCCACAGUGGACUUCGGUGAAGCCACACCCCUGGAUCCUAAACCCACUUUGUACCCAGAACCUUCCUGGCCUGCGCCUGGCAGAGCGGCCCCCUUUUCUACCCCGCCAGGGCUUUGCAUCCUGCAGGCACCAUCUGCCCCUGAGAGAAAUUAGCAUCCCUGGCUCCAGCUGGUGGCUUCUGAUUCCCGUGUGCUGCGGCAGCUGUGAGCAAAUACAGGUGGAGAGAUGUCAGGUGGAAUUGGGGCAGGAUCCUCCUUCUGGACCUGUGUCCUGUUGGAGCCCCAAGCCCUUUAGACUCAGGGCCAGAGGACCAUACCACUGCCUUUGGGACAUGGGGACCGAAGCCUUUGCUUCUGUGUCUGCUGGAGUUUUGGUAACUUUCUCACCUGGACAUGCUUAUUUGUUAGCCAUGGUGGGUCCCUUUGGCAUGUACAUCUGGAUGUCACCUGAGGUGAGACCACCAAGGCCUUCUCCCUCUGUGUGCAAAGGGAAGGCAGGAGCUGCUGGACUGGAUGCAUUACAGGGACUGGGGACAGGGCACGGGUAGGGUGGUCUCUGCAUGGGCAGCGGCAUGCCUGGUUGGCUGCCAGGUUUCCGCUGUGCUGGCUGACCUGCCCGUGUUGCAUAUGGUCUCCUGCUCUCCCUAGAAUGGACAGUAUUGGAUCUCAGCCACACCUAGCACUGUGUCCAGCAUUCUUUGCAAUAAAAAAACUAAUAACUUGA
This is a messenger RNA of Lemur catta (Ring-tailed lemur), 3506 nucleotides long. RefSeq names its product 6-phosphofructo-2-kinase/fructose-2,6-biphosphatase 4 (gene PFKFB4). Gene Ontology annotation, cellular component: cytosol. The record is from RefSeq and is a predicted model, not a curated record. The transcript has 14 exons. Gene Ontology annotation, molecular function: fructose-2,6-bisphosphate 2-phosphatase activity; ATP binding; 6-phosphofructo-2-kinase activity. The coding region runs from base 227 to 1696 and encodes 489 amino acids. Gene Ontology annotation, biological process: fructose 2,6-bisphosphate metabolic process; fructose metabolic process. Lineage: Eukaryota; Metazoa; Chordata; Mammalia; Primates; Lemuridae.